Molecule: messenger RNA, 2005 nt
Organism: Bursaphelenchus xylophilus (pine wood nematode)
Lineage: Eukaryota; Metazoa; Nematoda; Chromadorea; Rhabditida; Aphelenchoididae
Source: the annotation of a GenBank genome assembly
AUGUUUAGUUCUCCAGUCGCAGUUCGUGAGUGAGAAAAUUUUUUACACAUGGGAUUGUAAUUUUCUACAGAAUUCACAACCACCUUAAGAAGACGGUCCUUAGGCCCUUCUGCCUCAGUUGAUAGCCGGACAAUCGAAUUAGAUAUCCUGAAUGCUCUAAAAGGAGACAACAUUAGUCACCAAGUGAGAGGGGAAGUGGUGAUCGUGUUAACUGAAAUGGACAGGGAUGAAAGAGAGCAACUCAUCGACUUUCUCAUAUCUCCAGUAAGUAAAGAAGCAAGGUGAUGAUGACAUUAAAAAAUAAAAAGUUCAGGAUGGGGCCUUUAGAUCGACAAUGGAGAAUAACGCUUGCAAACAAUUCCAGUGCACCCCAGAAGAAUUUUGUAACGCGUUCAGGGAUGAAACUCUUAUUCUCAUGUUGGAAUAUUGGACCCUUAUACAAGUGCAAAUCAUGCCCAACCUCUCGUUAAUGCUAUAUCCGCUAGAAGUAAGAGAUCUCCACGGUAUUUACUAGUGUUAAAAUGUAGUCUAACACUUUCAGGUUGAGAAAGUUAAUUAUGCAAGCAUUGAGAGACAACGUUUUAUUGCCCAUGUUGAGAUCAAGAAGAAGACCAAAGAAUUACAUGAAGAUUCACCCGGUACUUGCCAAUGUUUGGCAGACAGCUUGUGAUGGGUCGGCUGAGCAUGAAGAGUAUAUGAAAUUGACGGAUUGGUUCUUUCAUACUAAUAAUUAUUAUUGUAAAUACCAUCGGGAUAUAUAGCAAUAAAUGCCAUCGAAAAGGACCACCGUUCGAUAAAGACAAUCGACUAAAGGGACCUCUGAUUUGAGGUGAUAAUGUAAAAUUAGUCUGUUAUGAUUGACGAAAAGCAAUUUUUUCCAUAAUUUGGAUCGUAUCCUGUUAUUCAACCCUGGACUAAUAACAUAAAUAAAGCAUGCUUAUCUCAACAAUCACACCGGCGUUCUUACUUUAACCUUUCAAAAUGAAUUGCGCAACGAUCAGAUAAAAUCCAUUUGAGGCCUUCAAUUGAUGUUCAGAUAGUUUUGAUCAGUUAAAUAAAAUAAACCGAUCGUUUAUAUCGCCGUUUGUUUACUUGGUGCAGAAAUUGCCUUGAAUUCCAACGUCCUUCAGUUUGAACAAAAUGCUGGUGCUCCUAACGUUCCUUGGUCUGACCGUGAUUGUCCAUUCCUCGGACAUUGAUUGUGGAAGGGUACCACCUUCACUUUGGUGUUUAAAUCAAAAUCUGGCUGCCAAAUGUAACGUCGCCGAACAAUGUGAGGCCUAUCUAACCAAGAGCAAAGGUCAGAAACUGCAGUUGACUUUGCUUUAUGAAACUUUAUGCAUUGAUUGUGAAGAGUUUAUGACUGGAACCUUUUAUCAUGACAUCUAUUUGAAAUAUGGUAGUAAAGUGGAUUUCGAGUUGGUUCCGUAUGGUAAUGCAGAAAUGGACAAAGUAAGUUCGAACGAAAUUAGCGGUACUAUAAACGCAUAGCAAGGUAACGUGAAAUGCCAACACGGAAAGGCUGAAUGUGAAGGAAAUAAGUACGAGGCUUGUCUUAUUCACUAUAUGCCGGAACCAAUCCCCUUCAUCAGAUGCAUUGAAUUGCAACUGCCAAAAGUGGAGAUUGAAAAGGCGGUCAGGAAAUGUUACAAAACAUUCAAGACCGCCCCGCAUGUUGUUGAUCAAGUCACGUAAGUGCCCGAAAUCCCCAAAUAUCUAAACACACUUUAGUCAUUGUUACAACGGUAAGCUUGGGGAUCAGCUGAUCAAAGGCCAUGCUGAAAGGACCAGCGCCAUUCAGCCGGAGAAACAUCUCGGAGUCCCCUGGCUUUUGUUCAACAACGUCAGUUUGAAAAGCGCUCAGAAAUAUGGAAAUGCGUUUAAUUAUGCGAUUGAUGAUUGGUAUGUUCAGGAUAAGGAAAACAUGAAGUUGUUGUUCGACACUAUUGACGAAAGCCCCGAAGAACCUAAGAUGUGCCGAAACGACAACCUACGUAAUUAUUAA